GCGCUCACACGAAAGCCGGCGGCGGCGGGAAGCAGUCGUGUCGCCUUCUUUCUCUCCCUCUCUCUCUCUGUGAGGACCUUCUCUACCUCAAGGCAGAGCCCUCCAGAAGGCAGGCAAGAAGGGAGGAAGGGGCCUUCCUUUCAGAGGGUCAGGGCGGCUCUCGUCGUGUCCCCCCUUUCGGGAAGAAGAUGCACACGACGCAGAAGGACACCACGUACACCAAGAUCUUCGUCGGGGGCCUGCCCUACCACACCACCGACUCCAGCCUCCGCAAGUACUUCGAGGUCUUCGGGGAGAUCGAGGAAGCCGUCGUCAUCACCGACCGGCAGACGGGCAAGUCCCGCGGAUACGGAUUUGUGACGAUGGCCGACCGAGCUGCUGCUGAAAGGGCCUGCAAGGAUCCUAAUCCGAUCAUUGAUGGCAGAAAGGCAAAUGUGAACCUAGCAUACCUAGGAGCAAAACCAAGGAUAAUGCAGCCAGGUUUUGCCUUUGGUGUUCAGCAGCUUCAUCCGGCAUUAAUACAGAGGCCUUUUGGGAUCCCUGCUCACUAUGUAUACCCACAGGCUUUUGUGCAACCAGGAGUAGUUAUCCCACAUGUCCAGCCGACCGCAGCUGCUGCCUCCACCUCACCUUACCUUGACUACACUGGAGCUGCCUAUGCUCAGUAUUCAGCUGCUGCUGCGGCCGCCGCAGCCGCCGCAGCCUACGACCAAUAUCCCUAUGCAGCUUCCCCUGCUGCUGCAGGAUAUGUCACGGCCGGGGGCUACGGCUAUGCAGUCCAGCAACCACUCACUGCAGCCACUCCUGGAACAGCUGCCGCAGCUGCAGCAGCUUUUGGGCAAUACCAGCCACAACAGCUGCAAACAGAUCGUAUGCAAUAGCAGAUGGACUCAUGAAGAAAGUUUAUUUCUUAUUCAUUCUUUGUAGAAUUUUACCUUCCAGCCUUCCAAUAGAAAUAGUUGUACAAGAGGCAAUUAA
Messenger RNA from Anolis sagrei ordinatus, 978 nucleotides. It is a transcript of the gene RBM24, whose product is annotated as RNA binding motif protein 24. Gene Ontology annotation, molecular function: mRNA 3'-UTR binding. The record is from RefSeq and is a predicted model, not a curated record. Lineage: Eukaryota; Metazoa; Chordata; Lepidosauria; Squamata; Anolidae. Gene Ontology annotation, cellular component: cytosol; nucleus. Gene Ontology annotation, biological process: positive regulation of myotube differentiation; mRNA stabilization; regulation of alternative mRNA splicing, via spliceosome.